AUGGACUACAAAGCUUGCUUGUUUUCCCCAGAAGAAAAUGUACUAAGACUAAAUGAUAGUCUUAGUGGUGAAGUCAGGAAAUUAGAAGAAAUGCUUCUUAUAACUGCUCGAAACCCCGACAAAAUAUUAAACAUUUUAAAACAAAAGUACGAAAGACCCGAAGCAAUUAUGGAAGAACUACUAUCCAAAGCACACCAAAUCUCUUCUGUAGAAAGUGCAAAAUCGUUUAUUAAUUUUAAUAGUACUGUACAAAAUCUGGCAGCUGCAAUUAAUGAAGAUUUCGCUAACUAUAUCGAUGAGAGACAUUUAUUAGCAAUUUAA
Messenger RNA from Psylliodes chrysocephalus, 321 nucleotides. The record is from the annotation of a GenBank genome assembly. NCBI's taxonomy places the organism in Eukaryota, Metazoa, Arthropoda, Insecta, Coleoptera, Chrysomelidae.